Messenger RNA from Lactuca virosa, 1713 nucleotides. The record is from the annotation of a GenBank genome assembly. Lineage: Eukaryota; Viridiplantae; Streptophyta; Magnoliopsida; Asterales; Asteraceae.
AUGAUUCAAACCCGAAUGAAACCCUACAUCUUCGCUUAUCCUUCGCAAAUUGCCACCACGCCACCUCCACUUACCGGCCGCCACUACACCAUCCCUACUCGUCACCGCCGCUCCACCAUCCCUAAUCGCGGGCCUCCGCUUCACGGAAGGUUGCUGAGAAGUGAGAACGACGCGCUUCUUGUUUACAAAAUCGACAUCGAAGCUGUAACUGAUGGUCCUGCUGGUUUUUACACAGCUGAAAAGAUGCUGAAAGCACAUGAAGGAGCAGAAGUUGACAUCAUUGAUAGAUUGCCAACACCAUUUGGAUUAGUCCGAUCAGGGGUAGCACCUGAUCACCCUGAAACAAAGAUUGUCAUCAACCAAUUUUCACGAGUUGCACAUAAUGAAAGAUGCUCAUUUUUUGGAAACGUGUCUCUUGGAUCCUCCAUUUCUCUAUCUGAGCUACGCCAAAUUUAUCAUGUGGUUGUGCUUGCUUAUGGUGCUGAAAGUGACAGAAUUCUUGGCAUUCCAGGAGAGGAAUUGAAAGGUGUACACUCUGCUAGAGAAUUUGUUUGGUGGUAUAAUGGGCACCCUGAUUUCAGUAAUAUGACACUUGACUUGAAGAACACAGACACAGCCAUUGUUCUGGGACAGGGUAAUGUGGCUCUUGAUGUUGCAAGGAUUCUUUUAAGGUCACCUACAGAGUUAUCUACAACUGAUAUUGCUAGCCAUGCUUUGGAUGCUCUUAGGGAGAGUUCCAUAAGGAAAGUUUAUCUUGUUGGCAGACGUGGGCCCACACAAGCAGCUUGUACUGCAAAAGAGCUACGAGAAAUUCUUGCCAUCAAAGAUUUGCACAUUAACAUCAAGGAAGCUGAUCUUGUAAAAACCUCUGCAGACGAGGAAGAAAUGAAGAACAACCGUAUAAGGAAAAGAGUCUUUGAGUUGUUAUCCAACAUCAUCCACAUCUGGUCAAACUUCAGAAAUGGCUAUGUUGGUGGUGUGCACUUUGAGAAGACAACAUUAAAAGGAAAUGGUGACUCUGGAUAUCAGAUUGCAACAGGGACAGGGGAAUAUGAGGAUAUAAAAUGCGGAUUGGUACUUAAGAGCAUAGGCUACAAAUCCAUACCAGUUGAUGGUUUACCUUUUGACCAUUCCAAAGGUGUGGUUCCAAAUAUUAAAGGGCGAGUUAUAUCUAGUUAUGAUGUUUCUGAAGCUGAAAAUGGUUUGUAUGUAAGUGGGUGGUUAAAAAGAGGUCCAACAGGAAUAAUUGCUACAAAUCUUUAUGAUGCAGAAGAAACUGUGGCAAGCAUCUAUGAAGACGUAUCUAAAAUAGAGCUAACAUCAAGAAAGCCAGGGAGAGAGGGGCUUCUUCAAUUACUUGAAAGUAAGAAAAUUAAAUUCUUUACGUUUGAUGAUUGGAAAAAGAUAGAUUUUGAGGAGAAGAGAGUUGGGAGUUUAAAAGGGAAACCAAGAGAAAAGUUAACCACAUGGAAAGAUUUACUACAAGUAAAGUAACCACAAAAUGAAAAGCAAAAAAAGUUUUUUUUUCAUAGGUAUUUUGUUAAAUUCAUUGUUUCAUAAAGGAAAUGGCAUGUGGGCUUUUUUCAUGGGGUUUGAUUUAUGAGUUUUAUUAUGACCCUUACAUAAAAUAUGGUGAUUGCUGUUGUGUUCCUUAACAUUAUGAUAUUCUAAUUUCUAUUAGUGGGGAUUAUUAUGUGUUUAAGUUGUUUUGAC